AUGAAUUUGUUUUUUUAUUUCCUUUAUAACAAGAUAAUGAAGCUGCCUGAGGUUACACCACAACUAUUGCAGGAGUAUUACUGCAAUUUGUUCAUAAAUGGUGAAGAAACCGACGGUCAGGUUAAAUUCAAAUUUCAGAUGUUUGGGCUUUGGAUCACUGAUUGUGUUGUUCUCCUGGUAGAAUGCUCGCCGAGAGAAUGCCCGGCGAAAGCUAUUCUUGGUGUUUUCGCGGCAAAUGACGACGCCAUAAAAAUUGGUUCCCCGCCUGUAUAA
Messenger RNA from Vicia faba (fava bean), 273 nucleotides. The record is from the annotation of a GenBank genome assembly. Lineage: Eukaryota; Viridiplantae; Streptophyta; Magnoliopsida; Fabales; Fabaceae.